AUGGGUUCCAGGGCUGCCAGCUUCGUAGGCAUGACGGCCGAUCAGCAAAAUAACACGGAGGUCGUCGCACAGGUUGGCGGCACUGCGACCAUCAAAUGCUACACCAACUUUCUCGGAGACGAAACGGUGUCUUGGCUCAAGCGCGACGAGGACCACCUCCUGACGGCGGGCGGCCAAGUCUACUCCUCGGAGACGCGUUACUCUGUCUCCCACGUCAGGCACCAGAAGCUGUGGCAGUUGACCCUCCGUGACGUAAAGGCUGCAGACGCCGGGCUGUACGAGUGCCAAGUGACCACCCACCCCCCCACGUCACUCUUUUUCACUCUGAGGGUCGUAAAGGCCCGGGCUGUUAUCCAAGGAGGUCCCGAGAUUCACGUGCACACGGGGGUCACCCUUCGCCUGGACUGCUCCGUCGAGUACGCCACAGAGCCCCCGACGUACAUCUUCUGGUUCCACAACGGCAGUAUGGUGAAUUUCGACCACCGGAGGAGCACCCUCACCGUCAGGAAACACAAGUACGGCAGUUCCCUGGCGGUGACGAACGUUACUUGGGACGAUGCCGGUUUCUACAGCUGCGAACCUUACUUGGCAAUACCUGCUAACCUCACAUUGCAUGUUGUUGCAGGUUACACGGCUUGCUCGGAAUUUCUUAUCGGGAACAUGACAGGAAAGCGUAAUUGGCGCUUCGAGUCUCCCGCACGACGCUUGCCUCACCAAGGGAUGUUCCGGGUCGGCGUCCGCUGUCGAGAGAAGCACGCCGCCCUGCACAACGGCCAGAACGACAAUGUUGUGACUGAGGACGAGGCGCCUCUCCGAACCGCUGGCUCCGCCCACCGCUUCCCUUCCUUGAUGCUGAUUGGCUCGCUGUGCCUAGUGUCCUAUCACUCCGUUUUCUUCCAAAUUCUGACCAGAGACAGAUUAUGA
Messenger RNA from Penaeus indicus, 924 nucleotides. RefSeq lists its product as uncharacterized. The record is from RefSeq and is a predicted model, not a curated record. The coding region runs from base 1 to 924 and encodes 307 amino acids. Gene Ontology annotation, biological process: synapse organization. The transcript has 6 exons. Lineage: Eukaryota; Metazoa; Arthropoda; Malacostraca; Decapoda; Penaeidae. Gene Ontology annotation, cellular component: neuron projection membrane.